UCUACUGAGAGUUUGCGAGCAUCUGAUCAUUGACACAAUUGUCGUUUUUUAUUGUUGCGUGGUUAACUCCAGUUGAGUGAAGCGCGAGAAGUCUUGUUAUCAUUUUUUUAUCGUUGAUCAUUUGGUAGGUGGAUUCGUUUAAUUGAAUAUUAGAAUAAUAUAAUGGCAGAUACAACAGUCGAUGCUACGAGACGGCUAAAUGUCAAGAAACAAACUCUCGACGAUGCAUACGCCGCUCCAGCCAAUUUCCUAGAGAUCGAUGUGAUCAACCCAGUCACUCACGGUGUCGGCAAAAAACGUUAUACUGAUUAUGAGGUUCGCAUGAAGACAAACUUACCAGUCUUCAAAGUGAAAGAGUCAAGUGUCAGGAGAAGAUAUAGUGACUUUGAAUGGUUAAGAAAUGAACUAGAAAGAGAUAGCAAGAUCGUAGUUCCCUCAUUGCCGGGCAAAGCUUGGAAACGUCAAAUGCCUUUUCGAGGAGAUGAUGGUAUCUUUGAAGAAGACUUCAUUGAAGAUCGCAGGAAGGGUUUGGAAGUAUUCGUUAAUAAAAUUGCAGGUCAUCCUUUAGCACAAAAUGAAAGAUGUUUACAUAUGUUUUUGCAAGAGCCGGUGAUAGAUAAAAAUUAUGUUCCUGGAAAGAUACGGAAUACGUAGAUAUUUUUUACAACCAUUUUUCAGAUUGAUUAUUGCAAACACAUUACAAAACCAGUAUAUCAUUGUUGUCGGAGUAUUUUGAUUAUUUCGUAUAUCAUUUUUAUUUGAAAUUUUCAAUCAUUAAUUUCUAUAAUAAGAUUAUUAUUUUUUUUUUAUAAUAAAUUAUUCAAAUCACAUGAUCUUCAACUUGAAAACGACUCAAGUCCUAUAAAAGCCAUUUCAAAAUAUUUUUUAUCACAUCUGAUGUGUGAGGAUAUGCGUGUUUAGAAACAAAUAAAUGAAGAUUGUUGCAAAAAAUUUAUUAUUGAUGAAUGAAUUAGGUAUAAAAAUACCUCAUAUAAAAUUAAAAUGAAUGAAUUUAAUUCAGAAUUUAAAUAAGGUAAACAAUAUGACACAUUCUUGAGAGGGUCAGUUAACCCAUGACAUAGAUUUUUGUUCCAUAAGCAAAUUUUGAAAUGGAUAUUUAGAAUUUUUAAAAUAAAAUUAUCACGAUAAUUUUUGAUACUUGAAAAUUAAUCUUUCAAAAAUCAGGAAAUUUUAAAAUUGGAUAGAAAAUAUUCUUGUACUUGUCAAGUGAAUGCAGGAUAUGAUGAGCAACAGUCUUCAUCCUAAUAAAUUAUUGUAUGAAAAAACGAGAAACGUUAAAGAAAGAAUAUGUACAAGGACCGAAGUUUUGCAAUAUAAAUAUAUAUUUAUAAUUAAUUGUAAUGCUCAGAUAUUUGUAGCAUCAUUUAAUUUUUAUUAUUUUUCUGAAAGUGACAAAGAGAAUAUACGUAAAACAUAUUAAUUAAUUAAUUUUAUUUAUUAAAAUUAUUAAUUAAUCAAUUAAAUAAAAUGUUAAGGCAUGAAUAAUUUAAUUAAAAAUAAUUUAGACUUUUAAAAUAAGUUUAAACAGCAAUUGGCAAUUUAGUAGCCUUAAAAAUGUUUGAAUGUGAUUAUGAUGGAAGUAUUUGAAGUACGUAUGAUAUUUGAUAGAAUUCAUGCGCUAUGUCAACUAAUUGAGUGAUUUGUACAUUAAUUAAUAUGAAAUUUGUCAAGCACUUUUUUGGAAUUACAUAGUAUAUCAUAAAAUACGAAUAAUACGAUGUGCAAUUUGAUUUGCACUGUCGUGAUCUAUAAAAUAAAUUAUAAAAAAAUAAAAUUAAUUUUCACGAUA
This is a messenger RNA of Chelonus insularis, 1810 nucleotides long. It is a transcript of the gene Snx3, whose product is annotated as sorting nexin 3. The transcript has 4 exons. Gene Ontology annotation, biological process: late endosome to Golgi transport; endocytic recycling. Gene Ontology annotation, cellular component: retromer complex; early endosome membrane. Lineage: Eukaryota; Metazoa; Arthropoda; Insecta; Hymenoptera; Braconidae. The record is from RefSeq and is a predicted model, not a curated record. Gene Ontology annotation, molecular function: phosphatidylinositol-3-phosphate binding. The coding region runs from base 163 to 654 and encodes 163 amino acids.